UGUCCGGUCAAACACACACACUCACUCACUCACUCACACACACACACACUCACACUCACAGACUGUCAUCUCACCACAGUUGUGCGCAGACUGAGGAAAUUAAGGAAAUACCGGAGGAGCAGAAGAAGGAGGUGAAGAAGACGAAGAAGAAGACGGAGGAGGACGCAGCAGCCGUUGACGCAAACUGAAACUUUGAGCGAUGGAGAAUUUGUCCAGCAUCAACCGGUUUCGUUCCGCAGUGUUCAACCACGACGAUGAGUAGAAGAUUGCAGUGUACUGUCCAGUUGCAAUGGAGGACAGUGACCAUGAGGCACACUCUUCAGCAGACGAGCAGGACUGCCCUCCCUCCCCCAAUCACAGCAGGGACCAUGAUGCAGAGGAGCAUUCAAGCCUUUCAGAUGACUCAGAGGUAGAGAACAUUAUGCAAGACCCUCACCACCAAGGAGGGCACGGCCAUCACCACCAUGACCACCAUGAGUACGAGCACCAUCAUCACCAUCAGGCCCCUGAGAAUCAUGAUGUUGACAGGGAAGCUGAGGGUGAAGACCGCCCCCACACCCCGUCUUCUUUGCGGCCCCCUGUGGCUGGCAGGGCACAGUCAGAUUCAGGUUCAGACCCCAGCUUUCCUCAGAGCAGGAGUGUGGAGUUUGACUUGCCGUCUCCUGUCAGUCCGUCCAGGCCCAAGAGCCCCUGGGGUCGAUUUGACCCAUACAGCAAUAAUGAGGACCAGGACAAGGAAUACGUUGGUUUCGCAACGUUGCCAAACCAGGUGCAUCGCAAGUCCGUCAAGAAGGGAUUUGACUUCACACUCAUGGUGGCAGGGGAGUCUGGCCUGGGAAAGUCCACUCUGGUCAACAGCCUGUUUCUCACAGAUCUUUACAAAGAUAGGAAGCUGCUCAAUGCUGAAGAGCGAAUCACACAAACUGUAGAAAUCACCAAACACACGGUGGAUAUAGAAGAGAAAGGUGUGAAACUGAAGCUCACCAUCGUGGACACACCUGGGUUUGGAGACGCUGUAAACAACUAUGAAUGCUGGAAGUCGGUGGCUGACUACAUCGACCAGCAGUUCGAGCAGUACUUCAGGGACGAGAGCGGCCUCAACCGCAAGAACAUCCAGGACAACCGUGUGCACUGCUGCCUCUACUUCAUCUCGCCCUUCGGUCAUGGCCUUCGACCUUUGGAUGUGGAAUUUAUGAAAGCUCUGCAUGAGAAGGUCAACAUCGUGCCUGUUUUGGCCAAAGCCGACACCCUCACCCCGAGUGAGGUGAAGAAAAAGAAAUUCAAGAUCAGAGAAGAGAUUGAGCAGUACGGUAUUAAGAUUUACCAGUUUCCUGACUGUGACUCUGACGAAGAUGAGGACUUUAAGCAGCAGGACCACGAGCUGAAGGAAAGUAUUCCCUUUGCUGUGAUCGGCAGCAACACAGUGGUGGAGGCCAAAGGGAAGAGGGUGAGGGGCCGUCUGUAUCCCUGGGGCAUCGUAGAAGUGGAGAACUCGGCACACUGUGAUUUUGUGAAGCUGAGGAACAUGCUCGUCCGCACGCACAUGCAAGAUCUGAAGGACGUGACCCGGGAGACCCACUACGAGAACUACAGAGCCCAGUGCAUCCAGAGCAUGACCCGCAUGGUGGUGAAGGAACGCAACCGCAACAAACUAACCCGGGAGAGUGGCACAGACUUCCCUCUCCCAGCGGUGUCCGGAGUGGCAGACAGCGAGACGGAAAAACUCAUCCGAGAGAAAGAUGAGGAGUUGCGGCGGAUGCAGGAGAUGCUGCAGAGGAUCCAGGAUCAGAUGCACACUCAGAAAGACGCCUAUUAACACAGGACACCAGUCACACCACGUACGUGUCUCUCCAUCACUGGGAUUAAAAAAAACAAAAAACAACAGGAAACCUUAAUUCCUCUCGAGAACAUUGACCACAUGUCCACCCAAACACCGCUCAGCGUCAUCAGGGACCUGCGAGGAGGUGGUAAGACGGUCUGACAUUUGCAGCUCAUCAACUCUCUUUAUCCUCCACAGGGUCUGACAUUAACUGCACCGCUGCUGCAAAACACUCCACCUUCCUCCACUCUGCUGUUUUCUGUCAAAAAGUAUCAAAUGAUUAUAAAAUGGCCAGAUCUGAUGUUUGUCUGAAGGAAUCAGUCUAUAGUUUGAGGGUUAGUUCACGUAUCUGAACUUUAUUUAGCCACAUGUUCGCAGGGUUCUUGUUUUACUUUAUUUUUAUUUUUUACAUGAGGUCUUAUAUGAGGUUUACAUCAUCAAGUACUGGUGACCUGCUCAGAUUUUUUUAUAAGCACGCUUUUCUGGUGCAAGUGUUCAUUUUUUAUUAUAAAGGUCAACAUGCAUAUAUAUAUACUGUCAUAAUUUAAUUUUCUAUAAUACACCCACAGUCCUUUUUUCUACUGUUUUGCAUCUUUUACUGUGCGUGUCCCUAGUUUUUCUUUAACUACACCUCACAGCACUGCUUGACAUGAUGUAUAGAUGAUUGUUUUAUGUAGCAGUUGAUUUGGUCUAAACUUAAUAUGAUGGUUGUUUCAUUUAUAUUUGAAGCUUUAUCAGUUUUCAGCAUGGAUGCUUGACAUCAGCCACAACUCACAUAAGAAUUCAUUAUUCAUUAUUGCUUGUUGAUCACCAUAUCUACAUUUGAAAUAAUCCAGAUUUUUAAAUGACAAAGGAAGUCCUUUAUUAUUAUUUCUAUUUGGAAAUAUCCCCAAAUCAAAGUUGUUUCAGAGUCGGUUCGUCUCAUACAUGUUCGACCUGUUUCAUCAGAUCACAUGUGAGAGCUGAUGACUCGCCAGUGGUCAGAGAGGAUCUGGAGUUUAAAAAGACAAGACCCUUGAUUUUGCAUGAGCUGAGCGUCUAAGAGAGGGGUCGCACCAGAGUCCAUGCAGUGUAUUUAUUUUUGCAUGUGUUUUGUGAAGGUUACUCAGAUUGCAGAUCAGUGUAGUGAUCACAUGGUUAUUUAUGGGCAGAGAAAAUAUGUACUUUCUGAGGAAAAUAGUUUUGGUUGGUUUGAAUGAUGUCCUCACUUCAUGGGAACUUGAACGUGUGCUAACUUUAACGUUUAUAACCAAAGCCAACAACGACAAACUUCAUUGUCCUAAAUGUUUCCUUUUCAAAGAGUGGGUUUCGUUUUAUUUUGACAUGAAGAAUAUUGUUUUGGAAUAACUGGUCAAAGCCAAGAGUGACGGAACUCUGACGAUUCUGCCAUGUUGUGUGACCUUUGUUUUAAAAGAAAAAAAAACAUUCCUUGAGCUUCUGUCCCAGAGUCAGGUAUUACUUCUUUUUCUUUCUUUUUUUCUUAAUUGAGUUGUUUUAUAUUUGACUUUUUUGUUAUUCUACUCUUGGAGUAUUUAUGUAAUAAAUUUAAAAAACGAAAUACAUAUGAAGAGGACGAUAUGUACAAAUUCUAAUAUUGU
Paralichthys olivaceus (Japanese flounder) is the source of this 3417-nucleotide messenger RNA. The record is from RefSeq and is a predicted model, not a curated record. NCBI's taxonomy places the organism in Eukaryota, Metazoa, Chordata, Actinopteri, Pleuronectiformes, Paralichthyidae.